AUGCCUCCUGGAUUCAUAGACGAUAAAGCCCGGUUUGGCUGUAAGAUGGACCGAAGCUGUAACUGCUUCAUGCCCUCUGGCCACGAAGCACUGCAGAAAGUUCUGCCAGCCCCCGAGGGUGCGCGUGAGAUCCGACUACUUCUUAACUGCCCGACAGCUUAA
Molecule: messenger RNA, 162 nt
Organism: Plenodomus lingam JN3
Lineage: Eukaryota; Fungi; Ascomycota; Dothideomycetes; Pleosporales; Leptosphaeriaceae
Source: RefSeq, a predicted model, not a curated record